Molecule: messenger RNA, 3698 nt
Organism: Talpa occidentalis (Iberian mole)
Lineage: Eukaryota; Metazoa; Chordata; Mammalia; Eulipotyphla; Talpidae
Gene: BAIAP2L1
Product: BAR/IMD domain containing adaptor protein 2 like 1
Exons: 14
Coding region: 22-1554 (510 amino acids)
Biological process (GO): plasma membrane organization; positive regulation of actin filament polymerization; actin filament bundle assembly
Cellular component (GO): nucleoplasm; cytosol
Molecular function (GO): protein binding
Source: RefSeq, a predicted model, not a curated record
UCGCGGGCCGGCGCUGCAGCCAUGUCGCGGGCGCCGGAGGAGGUGAACCGCCUCACGGAGAGCACCUACCGGAAUGUUAUGGAACAAUUCAAUCCUGGUCUCCGAAAUUUAAUAAACCUAGGAAAAAAUUAUGAAAAAGCUGUUAAUGCUAUGAUCUUGGCAGGAAGAGCCUACUAUGAUGGAGUGGCCAAGAUUGGUGAGAUGGCCAACGGGUCCCUCGUGUCAACAGAACUGGGUCGUGUUCUUAUAGAGAUUUCCAGUACCCACAAGAAACUCAAUGAGAGUCUUGAUGAAAAUUUCAAACUAUUUCAUAAAGAGAUUAUACAGGAGCUGGAGAAGAAGACAGAACUUGAUGUAAAAUACAUGAAUGUAACCCUCAAAAAAUACCAAACAGAACACCGGAGUAAAUUAGAUUCUUUGGAGAAGUGUCAAGCUGAGCUGAAGAAGAUCAGAAGGAAAAGUCAAGGAGCACGAAAUGCACUCAAAUAUGAACACAAGGAAAUCGAGUAUGUAGAAACCGUUACUUCUCGGCAGAGUGAAAUCCAGAAAUUUAUUGCCGAAGGUUGCAGAGAAGCUCUGCUCGAAGAGAAAAGGCGUUUUUGCUUUCUGGUUGACAAGCACUGUAGUUUUGCAAAUCACAUACAUAAUUAUCAUUCACAGUCUGCAGAAUUACUUAAUUCCAAACUACCUAGGUGGCAGGAAACAUGUGUUGAUGCCACCAAAGUACCAGAGAAAAUCAUGAAUAUGAUUGAAGAAAUAAAGACCCCAAUCUCUACCCCAAUAUCUGGAACACCUCAACCCUCACCAAUGAUUGAAAGAUGCAACAUGGUUGGGAAGGAUUAUGACACGCUUUCCAAGUACUCCCCAAAAGUGCCCCCCGCGCCUUCAGCCAAAGCAUAUACCAGCCCUUUGGUUAAUAUGUUUAAUAAUCCAGCAAUGGUGGCACAGAAUUCAGAAAAGAUAAAUAAUUCAGAUUCUUCAGGUGAUCCCAGUUUACAGCGAUCAGUUUCUGUUGCAACUGGACUGAACAUGAUGAAAAAGCAGAAAGUAAAAACUAUUUUCCCACACACUGCUGGCACUAACCACACCUUGCUCAGCUUCGCAGAGGGAGAUGUCAUCACACUGCUCAUCUUUGAGGAGAAGGACGGCUGGUUGUAUGGAGAGCAUGAUGACACUAAAGUAAGGGGUUGGUUCCCAUCAUCAUAUACAAAGUUGCUGGAAGAAAAUGCAAAGGAGAUUGUGAGUGUGCCCAAGCCAAGCCCUGCGCCUGUGAGAAGCAUCAGCACAGUGGACUUAUCUGAGAAGAGCAGUGUUGUCAUCCCCCCACCAGAUUACUUGGAGUGUUUGUCCUCAGAAGCAGCUGCAGAUAAAAGAGUAGAUGUUUCCAAAAGUACUUCUACCUUUAAACCUCCGGCAUCCAAACCAGAAACCACAUCUCCUAAUGAAGCAAAUGGGGUCGCAAAGCCUCCUUUCCUCAGUGGAGAAAACCCCUUCGCUACUGUGAAACUCCGGCCAACGGUGACAAACGAUCGAUCGGCACCGAUCAUUCGAUGAGGCGGCGGCGGUGGAAUUCUUCUGGCUCCUCUAAUGUUAAGUUCUCACUUGCAAAAUGAUAGGUAUAUAUUGUUAUGUGCUCUAACUGCUGUAAAGCUUCACCAGCGGGUGCCUGAUUUUAAAUGUAUUCUAUUUGAGCAAAUCAAUGCAUUUUCUCAAUUCGAUGUAGCUGGAUAUAUGCAUUUGUCUGGAAAAAGAUAGUUUAGAAUCUACUCAAUCAUUUAAAAUCUUUUCUUCCCAGGCUGUUCAAAAAACAGUAAAUUUUGCUCCAGUCCUCGCUGUAUCAUUUUUUUAAAUAUUCUGAUUAUUUUUUUUAAUAGCCAGGAUAAGGGCUAGCCCAUGCUUUCAGGCUGGCUUUCUGCACCUGGCCAGUUUUCCAAAGCAUGUGCUCAUAAGUAGCAUUAUGUUUCUCUAAAGAAAAUAGUGUAAAUUUGCAUCUGAGCAUGCAGGUCAUAAUUUUAAGCAAUAUAAAUUAUAAGAGUAUUGUAUGAAAUUUAACUUAAAAUUUUUUAAAUCCGUUUAAUCAGAUGUAGAGCUACCCCAGAUGGGAAAAAUCGCAACUUUUCUGCAACCUAGACAUAGCUGUAGAGUGGUAAGACAUUUUGCCUAUUCCUGUUACCACCAUGAAAUUUAGUACUUGAAUAAUUCCUGAGAGCUACUGAACGUGGCAGUUAUGAGUUACCAAAUAGGCUGAGAAGAUCCCGGGACAUGCCCACGUGGGCGGGCUCACAGGGCCGCCCCCUUGGACCCGAGGCACUCACGUGUGGAAGCCCGAGGUGUUCUCGGUAAGCUAGCUGACCAAAACUGCCUCCAUCACGAAUUGACUCGAAACUUCUCGGGAUCCAAAUUUGCCCUUCUGAGGCAGAUCCUGAGCUGCAAGCAGCACUUACGAAGCCAGCGGGACUCUGUGGGCUGGGUCCAGUCUGCAUUCCAGCUGAGACCGAGCAUCACACACUUGGGAGUCCGGCUUCUGUGGAGGGAACCAGCGCCUGGCUGGAUCUGUCUCUGGCGAUCAGGGACUAGAUCCUAUUCUGGAGGCGUGGAGAUGGUAAAUAAAAUUCACAGCCAGGCCCCUCACUGUGUGGGCAGGAGCAGGUUCUUUGUUCUAGCUUCUUUAUGCUAUGAGUUUGAACUUGGUCCAGGUCAAAUGCAGGUAAAUCAGGGUGAGGACUUAUUCCCCUCCAGGACACUCCAGAGAUUGAUCCAGUCAGAAUAGAAAACAGACUAAGUGGUGCACUGGUCUCCUCACCGUCUAAGAGCAGGUGACCAGAUGCGCAAUGGGAAGGAGUGCAGGGCAGGGUUUAGAAGUGUGUUCAUGAGGGCAACUGGGUGGGGCCCCUAGAGCCUGCUCUUCGGGUCUUCUGGCUCUGCUGCAGGAAUCUAAGAGUAGUUCUCAGGAGUCAAUGCAAUUUGCAAGCCCACUGGCUCACCCCGCCUGUGUCGGGGGGUCACAGAAUGGAACUACAGGGGUCACCUACCUGCCUGACACAGGCUGGGAGGGCCUGCCUUAGGCCAAAGCGCCUGCUCUGUGAAUGUCAAGGUGUUAUGUUUCAUUCUAAUAAUAAACGGACUUGAAAACAAGCACAUGUUCUUGAGCUGGAAAUGCCCAUCGAGGAAUCCCACACGAUCCAGAUGGGCGAUGGCAAGUCAUCCUCUCCCCUAGGUGACAGUGAAUGAGCAGAACCAGAUAAACAGUGGUAUGAAUCUCAUUUAUUUAAAACAGUAUUUCUCACCUUUCUCAAAUUGCAGACUGCAAAAAAUAAAAGCAGCGCUUUACUGAGUGGUGUCACUAACCCCAGGAGCAGUGCUGCCUGUCCACACUCCGUGCCCCCUGUGCCCCCAAACCUCGGCUCACACAGGCCGACUAUCCACUUUACAAAACAGUCCUGAAGCUUAAUCAAAUAAAGCUAUUGUACACGACAUUUACAUUAGAAAAAGAUAGCUGGACGUAGGAAAGCCAGGUGUAUUGUUCCCUUUAAGUAAAGUUUGCACCACAGUUGGGGCAUCUUCGCUUCCUCAAGGCAAAACAGCAGAUGAACCCAAAGGGGAACAAGAUGAUGGCCAAGAAGAUGCCCAGGAAGGUGAAGGAGUCCUCCAAAACGCCGACUCUGUGAGGAGAGAGGAGGAGGCAGUAGGUUAGGGCC